Molecule: messenger RNA, 906 nt
Organism: [Candida] anglica
Lineage: Eukaryota; Fungi; Ascomycota; Pichiomycetes; Serinales; Debaryomycetaceae
Source: the annotation of a GenBank genome assembly
AUUAAAUAUCGAACCAGAUUGCUCCUGUUGUAAACUAUUCCUCAUUCCAUCAAACUAUUUACUCAAUCUAACAAUGUUUAAGGGUAUUUUCACUUUAGUGCCAUUGAUAUUCUUACUUGGAUCUGCUCUCUUACUUUUUCUUGUCAAUUUGAAUGGAACAACCACCUCAUCAAUUUUCAAGGAUAUUUACUGGUCUCAAACAGAAACUGGGGAUCUCACUGGUAGUAACUUUAGAACCACUAGAUGGACCUCAUAUGGAAUUUGUGAUGUUGAUCUGAAUGGCCAUAGUAUCAAUUGUACAAAGCACAAAGCUGCCUAUCCCUAUUCACCACAAGAUAAUUUCGGUACCCUGAAUGAAUUACCAAAUGAUUUUAAAACAAGUAGAGAUACCUACUUUUAUUUAUCAAGAGUAGCAUAUGCUUUAUUCUUGGUGGGGUUGGCAUUUACUGUAUUUGCUAUAAUCCCAUUAUUUUUAUCCAUCUGUUGUGCUGGGGGGUUAUUCACCAACAUAUGCGCCUUCCUUGUAUUUUUAGCAUUUUUCUUUACAUUGGCUGCGGCAUGUUUGAUUACUGCUGUACAUGUAUUGGGAAGAAACACCUUUUCAGAUGACAAUUUUAGUUCUAAAUUGGGUAAAACCUUGUUUGGACUUACUUGGGCUUCUGUUGCAACCCUUCUUAUUUCAUUUAUUUUUACAUGUUUAAUUGGAAGAAGUGGUCGCAAAUCCCGAGGUGAAUGGCAUGAACAAGAUAAUGAACUGUUGAAACGCCAUUCAAAUGAUUCUGAAACUUCAUAUCAACGUUACGAUACGGAACCAACUCCUCUGAGAGGAAUUCAUUUUUUCAAAAUUGGAAGAACUAAAAAUGUUGAGUAGUAAAGUUAAUCAGUGAAGUAGUUCUGUUUGUUUUA